Messenger RNA from Sabethes cyaneus, 5022 nucleotides. RefSeq names its product phospholipid-transporting ATPase ABCA3-like. The record is from RefSeq and is a predicted model, not a curated record. Gene Ontology annotation, molecular function: ABC-type transporter activity; ATP binding; ATP hydrolysis activity. Bases 1 to 5022 code for a protein of 1673 amino acids. Gene Ontology annotation, biological process: transmembrane transport; lipid transport. NCBI's taxonomy places the organism in Eukaryota, Metazoa, Arthropoda, Insecta, Diptera, Culicidae. Gene Ontology annotation, cellular component: membrane; intracellular membrane-bounded organelle. The transcript is spliced from 7 exons.
AUGGUAGUUGUUACUGCCCAGGGAGUGUCAAAUUCCAACGUUCUAACACAAGCUGAUGGAACAACGAAUGGAGAAAAAUUUGUGCUUCUUUUGUGGAAAAAUUUUCUACUCCAUUGGAGAAGUAAGAUAGCGACUCUGGUGGAAAUCCUUAUUCCACCCUUUUUCAUGCUACUACUAGUUGGCCUGAGGAGUUUAACCGAAGUACAAGUUAACAAUUAUGAAUCGAUUUACGAACCCCUAGACAUUACCAAUUUCACCGGAAUAAGGGAUAACUUGGCGGUUCCAUUCGCCCCGGUCAUUGCUUUCUCGCCAAACAAUGGCUUUCUUUACGACCUUAUGAAACCGGUAGGCAUCCGAACGGAAAUGGAAAUAAAGGGACUCUCCAAUUGGCAAGAGCUGGAAUACUACCUAAUGGCAUCGAGUGCAUUUGUUGGUGUCCAAUUUGACGAUCGUUACCGUAAACUGUCAGGUUUACCGCUGAUCUUAAAUUACACAUUGCGUUUUCCCGGUGAACUUCGGGCACAGUUCGGUAUAACGCAUACGUGGCGAACGAACUCUCGGUUUGCCUCCAGACCAGAUGGAGGUGCACGGUUUUACAGAUACGACGACGGAGGCCCAAGCCCUGGCUAUUUCCGUGAAGGUUUUCUCAGUAUACAACACUUCAUUUUUGAAGCGUAUCUGGAGAAUGUUAGAAGUUUAAAUGACGAAGUGCUUCCCAAGGUUAUCGUUCAACGAUUUCCUUAUCCACCCUUUCUGGAGGAUAAUUUUCCAUCCAGUUUGACAACAUUUCUACCAAUAUCGGUGAUGCUGGCAUUCAUCUAUCCGUGUAUCAGUAUAGUGAAAUCGGUUCUGUUUGAAAAAGAAAAGCAAAUAAAAGAAGCAAUGAAGAUCAUGGGACUGAAUAACUGGAUUUUGUGGAGUUCAUGGUUCGUGAAGUGCUUAUUUUUUAUUACUAUCUCAGUGUCAAUAGUGGUUUUGUUUCUCAAAGUGCCUUGGUAUACAACACCGAAUGUAUCGGUUCUGACCCACUCGGAUUGGGGCGUGAUAUGGUUGUUUUUCUUCAUCUACGGAAUUUCCAUUAUCACGUUUUCAUUUAUGUUGAGCACAUUUUUCUCCAAGGCGAACGCCGGAGGAGCAGUGGCCGCCGUCAUUUGGUUUCUGGCAUUCGCCCCCUACACGGUAAUGGAUCAAGACUACAAUCGGCUAACUGCAGCGGACAAGCUAGCAGCAUCGCUGCUGUUGAACUCUGGAAUUGGUUUUGGCCUCCGGUUGAUUGCGGUGUAUGAAGGAUUGAUGAUCGGAAUGCAAUGGUCCAGUUUAUUUCAUGAAAGCGAAAUAGAUAAUAUAAAUCUCGGAUCGAUAAUGCUAAUACUGCUAGCGAACGCCGUUAUAUACAUGCUGAUCGCAUUAUACGUUGAAAAGGUAUUCCCGGGUGAUUUUGGAUUAGCAGAACCCUGGUAUUUUCCAUUUUCUCGACGAUACUGGUGCGGGGACGUUCAGAAGAAAGAAGCGGCAAACCAGGACCCGAUUGCGCCGAAUCCCAACAUAGAACCGGAACCGAAAGGUCGCGCCGCUCGUAUUGAGAUCCGCGAGCUGCGGAAAGUUUACUCAAACAAGAAGGUAGCCGUUGAAGGUUUAAGUUUCAAUAUGUUCGAAGGUCACAUAACGGCCCUGUUGGGACAUAACGGAGCCGGUAAAACAACAACCAUGUCGAUGCUGACGGGAAUGAUACGGCCAUCGUCUGGAACGGCGAUCGUGUGGGGCUACGACAUCCGGUAUGACAUGAGAAAAAUUAGAAAGUCUUUAGGCUACUGCCCGCAGCAUAAUAUCCUGUUCGACAGGCUGACCGUUAAGGAACAUCUGUACUUUUAUGGGAGGCUAAAAGGUUUGUCCAAAACUCAGGUGCAGUACGAAAUAGAUCGGUACAUAAAAGCCUUGGAACUGAUUGACAAAACUAAUGUGAGAGCUGCCAGUUUGUCUGGAGGCAUGCAGAGAAAGCUAUGCGUGGGUAUUGCGUUGUGUGCUGGUUCCAAGGUGGUUCUUUGUGAUGAGCCUACCUCCGGAAUGGAUCCCGCAGCUCGCCGAGCGUUAUGGGAUUUGCUGAUAGCGGAAAAAAGUCGACGUACCAUGAUAUUGUCAACACACUUCAUGGACGAGGCUGAUAUGCUAGGAGACCGUAUUGCCAUAAUGGCGGAUGGUAAGCUUAAAGCUGUCGGGUCGUCGUUCUUCUUGAAAAAGAAGUUUGGUGUCGGUUACCGUUUGAUUUGCGUUAAGUCACAAGAAUGUGACGUGGAUGAGGUCACGGAGUUGCUUCGCAAAUAUAUCCCGGGUUUGGUAGUUGAGUCUAACAUAGGAACAGAGUUGUCGUACCUUUUGGAGGAAGAAAAUGCCGCUCACUUCCAACCUAUGCUGGAAGAACUGGAAAGCAACGUUCAGCGGCUGCAUGUCUUGGAUUUCGGCAUAUCUCUCACCACGCUGGAGGAAGUUUUUAUGAAAGUUGGAUCCGAUAACGCAACCAUCAGUGACGCUGUAAGUGUGAGCAGCAUUGCCACUGCCUCCACUGAUCUCGAAUCAAAUUCCAGCGUUGGGGAUUACAAUCUUCUCGAAGGAUUCCAAUUGUUCCUCUGUCAAAUGAAAGCACUGUUUUUGAAAAAAGUUUAUCAAACUUAUCGAAACUGGUUCUUGUAUAUUAUCCAAAUUGGAAUUCCGAUUCUGUUUGUAGCAGUAACAAUCGCUGUCGUGCGUGCCUGGGUUGGGUCCAGAGAUAUGCCGUCCCGGUUCUUGACCAUUAUGAACCAUAAUCCAUCAGUGACGCUCGUGCAAACAGACCCCCAUGAACGGAGUGAAAUGACACAAUCUAUUUUGAACAACUAUCUGUACCACUUUGAAUUCGCACAAGGAUUGGUCGUCGAUUUAGUGUACGACUUCAUCGUUAGAGUCUUUUUAAAUCACGCUGAAAGCAACCUGAUCGAGGUUAAUAGGCAUUUCAUUAUUGGGGCUACCAUCCACGAUGACAACUGCACCGCUUGGUUCAACAACGAAGCGCUUCAUUCGCCAGCUAUCUCACUGAGUGUCCUGCACAAUGCGCUAUUGCGAACCUUUACCCAAUCGAAUACCUUUCGCAUUGAUGUUACGAACCAUCCCCUGCCGUAUACGGACGAAACCAGGCUCCAGAUGAGCCGAGCCCAUAACAAUCUGGGCUUCCAGUUGGCAUACAACACCGGAUUCGGAAUGGCAUUUGUGUCCGGGUUCUUCGUAAUAUUCUACAUUCGCGAGCGUGUCACCAAAGCCAAACUGCUACAGUUAGUCAGCGGAGUGAACCGCUUCUUCUAUUGGUUGACAGGUUUUCUGUGGGACUAUUUUAUCUUUGCGAUUGUGUGUCUAUUUAUUAUUGCAACGAUAGCAGUGUUUCAGGAGCCUGGAUUCAGUACGGGAGCAGAGUUGUUUCGAAUGUAUUCCAUUUUUCUGUUCAUUGGCCUUCCGGCACUCCCUCUGGCCUACAUCACGACUCUGUACUAUGCCGUUCCGCCGGCAGCAUUCAUACGCGUCAGUGUUGCAUUUAUCGUCACAGGAACUGCACUUUUCAUUUUUGUGUUCCUUCUCGGGACCGACAUGUUCCAGCUGAAUGAACUUUCCGAAACACUCUCGACAGUGUUUUUAAUAUUCCCGCAUUUCACGCUGUGUGAUGCCAUCGUUAGUUUGAGUCGAAUGUCGGUUACGAUUAACAUGUGCGAAUCGGAACGGCCACCGGGUGUGACUCCGUUACCGAUCUGCUACGAGGAUCUACAUUUUUAUCAGUGGGAUCGUCCCGGUAUAGGAAGGCAUCUGUACUACAGCUUAUUUAUGACAGCAAUCUAUUUUGGAUUGCUCUUUUUACUGGACUUUAAGGUACUAAAAGUUUUGGUACAAAAAACACGUGAAUGGCACUACCGAGGCAAGCACAAACUGCAGACGGAUCGAAACGAGAUCGACUCCGAUGUUCUGGCCGAGAAACUGCGUAUCGAAAAGAUGACGGAAGCUGAAAGAACUGAAACAAAUUUGGUAGCACACCAGAUGACCAAAUAUUAUAAUCGUUUUCUGGCGGUCAACCAGCUCAGUGUUGGAAUCAAAAGCUACGAAUGCUUCGGCCUUCUCGGUGCGAACGGUGCCGGAAAGACUACCACGUUUAAGAUGCUGUCGGGCGACGAAACGAUUUCCUUCGGCAACGCAUGGAUCAAAGGCAACAGCCUGAAGAGUCACCUGAAAAAGGUCCACAAGCACAUCGGCUACUGUCCGCAGUUCGAUGCGCUGAUCGAAGACCUCACGGGACGCGAAACGUUAAAAUUGUUCUCCCUGCUUCGGGGGGUGCCGGGAGAUAAAAUCCCCGAGAUAACCAACUUUCUGGCAAGAGAGUUCGGCUUCGCGAGACACCUGGACAAGCAGGUGAAAGCCUACAGUGGGGGCAAUAAGCGAAAGUUGAGCACGGCAUUGGCCCUGUUAGGAAAUCCGUCGGUGGUGUACUUGGAUGAACCUACCUCGGGAAUGGAUCCCGGGGCGAAGCGGAAUCUGUGGAACGGGGUCUGCCGCGUGCGAGACAGUGGGAAAACAAUCGUGCUGACUUCGCACAGUAUGGAAGAAUGUGAGGCACUGUGCACGCGGUUGGCCAUAAUGGUGAACGGGGAGUUCAAGUGCAUCGGGUCGACCCAGCAUUUGAAAAACAAGUUUUCGCAAGGCUUCGUAUUGAUUAUCAAAGCCGCGAAAGUGGAUUCUAUCGAAAAAGCGCGAGCAGCAGAGGAAUCAGACGCUCCGGACUUACAGAGAAUAAAAGAUUUCAUCCUAACUCAGUUUCCUGAUUCAGAGCUAAAGGAAGAGUACCAGGACUUGCUGACAUAUUAUAUUCGAUCGCAGCACAUGAAAUGGUCGCAAAUAUUCGGUAUAAUGGAAAGCUGUAAACGUACUCUCAAUGUUGAGGAUUAUUCUAUCGGUCAAACAAGUCUCGAACAAGUGUUUCUCUCAUUCACCAAGUUUCAGCGAGAAGAUUGA